Rhagoletis zephyria (snowberry fruit fly) is the source of this 2048-nucleotide messenger RNA. RefSeq names its product carboxypeptidase M. Gene Ontology annotation, biological process: peptide metabolic process; protein processing. NCBI's taxonomy places the organism in Eukaryota, Metazoa, Arthropoda, Insecta, Diptera, Tephritidae. Gene Ontology annotation, molecular function: zinc ion binding; metallocarboxypeptidase activity. The record is from RefSeq and is a predicted model, not a curated record.
AGCUCCAAAAAUCUACAGGAGUCAGUACACAAUAGCAAUAAUUGCCAAUAUUGAGGCAACGACGACAACACUGCACUCAUUAUGAUUCUGCGGCCCGCAUUUGUUUCAUUUUUCCUGCUGUACGCCUAUCAUUGCCUCGCCCAGUCGACAAAUGAACUCGACGCAGCACUGCCCGAACCCCGUGCUUACAUACCUGAUUCACAGUAUUUGGAUUUUGUUUAUCAUGAUCACGAUGAAUUGACAAGAUUUCUAAGAGCCACCAGCGCACGCUACCCAAAUUUGACAGCGCUAUACUCAAUUGGAAAAUCAAUACAAGGACGCGAUCUCUGGGUUAUGGUAGUGUCAUCCUCACCCUACGAGCAUAUGGUUGGUAAGCCAGAUGUCAAAUAUGUAGGCAACAUACAUGGCAAUGAGCCAGUGGGUCGUGAGCUGCUACUUCAUCUUAUACAAUAUUUCGUGACUAGUUACAAUACCGAUCAGUAUGUCAAGUGGUUAUUGGACAAUACACGCAUACACAUUAUGCCGUCGAUGAACCCAGAUGGAUAUGCGGUGUCCAAGGAAGGCGCCUGUGAUGGCGGGCAGGGCAGAUAUAAUGCACGUGGCUUCGAUUUAAAUCGUAAUUUCCCAGACUACUUUAAGCAGAAUAACAAGCGUGGGCAGCCCGAAACAGACUCCGUCAAGGAUUGGAUAUCAAAAAUACAAUUCGUGUUGAGUGGCAGUUUGCAUGGGGGCGCUUUGGUAGCCAGUUAUCCGUAUGAUAAUACGCCAAACUCUAUGUUUCAAACUUACUCGGCGGCACCUUCACUCACGCCCGACGAUGACGUCUUCAAGCAUUUGUCGCUUGUCUACGCUAAGAAUCAUGCGAAGAUGUCACGCGGUGUAGCUUGUAAAUCGGCGACGCCCGCCUUCGAGAAUGGCAUCACAAAUGGCGCUGCGUGGUAUCCACUCACCGGUGGCAUGCAGGAUUACAAUUACGUGUGGUAUGGUUGCAUGGAGGUGACGCUGGAAAUUUCAUGCUGCAAAUAUCCACCUGCCUAUGAAUUGAAGAAGUACUGGGAGGAUAAUCAGCUGUCCAUGAUCAAAUUUUUGGCCGAAGCGCAUCGUGGCGUACAGGGUUUCGUGUUGGACCCCACUGGCACGCCUAUUGAACGUGCUUCGCUAAAGAUCAAGGGACGUGAUGUCGGUUUUCAAACGACGAAACAUGGCGAGUUCUGGAGAAUUCUGCUGCCCGGAUACUAUAAGUUGGAGGUAUUCGGCGAGGGCUAUGCUCCACGUGAGGUGGAAUUCAUUGUUGUCGAACAACAUCCAACACUGUUAAACGUCACAUUGACGCCAUCGAAGCUGCUUGUCACACCAACGACAAUUGCCACCACCACCACAACAAGUAAAAUAGCCACAAUUAAGAGCAAUGGCAGGAAUGGGAAUGAUAGAAUAAUUUUCCCUAGUAAUUAGUUAGUUUGGAAUUAAUAGCAAAGAAUUAAUAAAUUUAAAAUAAUAAGUAAAUAGCAAAAAGGGAUACUUAUUUUAUGUCGAGUGAUUAUCAUUGUAAAUAAAUAUUUUUAAAUUUAGGAAAACAUAUUUGCUUGCGACCAAAUCUAUUCACGUAGUCCCGGUUUAUGUUUUUAGUAAUCAUUUUCUAAUAAUAAAAAUUGCAAUAAAACCAACACUUACAAUUUUUUAAAACAAAAUCGUAAAUUUUCAUUGAAAUUCUAUUUAUAGUUUAAAUAUGCAAAUAUGUCUUUUAGGUAUUCAUGUAGACUUGUUUCCUGUAGUAUUUUUGUUAAUUUUAUUUUAUUGCGUUCAGUUUUUUUUUUAUUUUAAUUUAUUUUGCUUCAUUUAAGAUUGGAGAAUCAACGAGGUCCAAUAGGUACACUUUCGUUUAUUUCUGCCAAGCUGGUGAGAUCCUGAGCAGGAUCGCCACCGCUUGAAGUACCUUGUUCCGAACAGCUAGACAUUGACAUAGUAUAGAUGAAUCGAUUCCUCCGUUUCGAGGACCCAACAACUUCUGCUUUUAGAACUUUCCGGUAUACGCCACCUUUGUAGUAUUG